Molecule: messenger RNA, 1883 nt
Organism: Zophobas morio
Lineage: Eukaryota; Metazoa; Arthropoda; Insecta; Coleoptera; Tenebrionidae
Product: BTB/POZ domain-containing protein 9-like
Exons: 11
Coding region: 57-1712 (551 amino acids)
Biological process (GO): modulation of chemical synaptic transmission; adult locomotory behavior; circadian behavior
Cellular component (GO): cytoplasm
Molecular function (GO): protein binding
Source: RefSeq, a predicted model, not a curated record
AUUCUUGUCAGUUGUCCACCUUUGUAAAAGUUGUGUAGAACUGUGUUGUUUUCGCGAUGGAUAAUACAGAAAAUGAAUAUUUUAUUGUUGACGAAAAGUCAGAGUUGGUGAAAGAUAUUGCGUUGCUAUAUCGUACCAAACAUUUUUCUGAUAUUGUUUUAAUUAUCAACAAAGAAAGAAUUUUGGCCCACAAGGUUAUUCUCGCUGCAAGAAGUCCCUACUUCGAAAAACUCCUCUACAAGAAUGGCAAAGAAACAGAACAGAAAGAAGUCAUAAUUUGCCUAAAUACUUCAGCCGAUUACUUCCGGGAAAUUAUCAAAUUUAUCUACACUGGUGUUAUUACUAUAAACCUUUCAAACUUGGACACUGCUUUGGAUCUUCUUGAUUUAGCCCAUCAGUGCGGCCUUACGAACCUGGAAACCAUCAUAGGGGAGAAAUUGAAGCUUUUUCUCAAUGACAAAAACAUUAUCGCAAUUUUGAACCUUGCAAAUCUCUACGACUUAAUCGAACUUCGCGACACUUGCCAUGCCUUCAUAGACCCAAAAGCUUCAGAAAUCCUCAAGCAUGAUGCUUUCAACGAAUUAAGCCAAAAAUCCUUGAUUAAAUUGUUAGAAAGAGAUUCGUUUUUUGCUCCCGAAAUCGAGAUUUUUGAAAGCGUAGCUCAGUGGUGUCAAGUUAACGUCCACGAUGCUGAUUUAGUGGUGAAAUGUGUUCGAUUAUCUUGGCUGAGUGUUGUCGAAAUUGUGUCAAUUGUUUGGCCUUCAAAGCUUGUCCGUUGUGAAGAUUUGUUGCAAGCUAUUGCGGAAAUUAUCGAUGUAAAACCGAAUGAGACGAAUUGCAGGGGAAAAUCAUUACCGGGCGUUAAUGUUGCUACUCCUGAACAUAAAGCAACUGUGAUUACCGGCCGAAGAACCGAACAUUUAUUAAAUGGCAACCGAAAUGUGGACAACUGGACAGAGACAACGAUUGGUGAUAAAACAGGAUUGACUAUUAAAUUUGGGUUUCCAUUUCUUAUUAAUCACAUUCGUAUGGGUUUAUAUGAUAAAGAUUUAAGAACUUACCGGUAUUAUGUGGAAGUUUCAGUCGAUCAGAAGAAAUGGAAAAAAGUUAUAGAUUACAGUGAGCUUGGUUGUCGGUCAUAUCAGGAUUUAUAUUUUGAAAACAAAGUUGUACAGUAUGUGAGAGUAAUUGGUACUUUCAAUUCAGUAAACAAGUUCUUUCAUUUAAUAUUCUUCGAAGCGUAUUACAUGGAAAACAUACCAAGAAUCGUCAAUGGUAUUGUCUUUCCUACCUCAAACGUGGCCACCGUGGAAAAAAAAGCAGUAGUUGUUGAAGGCACCAAUGGAGCUGCAUUACUUGACGGGGUUACAAGUGACUAUGGUAGUUUCACGUACCACGUAAUUGGUACUGGAAGUAUAGUUGUACAAUUAGCUCAACCCUUCAUGCUUUCUAGCAUGAAGCUUAAAUUGUGGGACCAAGAUGAUAGAUUUUACAAAUAUUAUGUCGAAACUUCAAUAAAUAAGACCGAAUGGACAAUCGUCGCAGAUCACAGGAACGAAGAAAAUAAAUCUUGGCAAGUUUUAUGUUUCCCUGAGAGACCCGUAUCUUUCAUUAGAAUAACUGGAACUGGAGGUUCUUCAGAAGCUGGAAGGAAUUUCGCUUUACUACACUUCGAAUGUCCCACAGAUGAUGAAAAAGAGACGCGUGAAUAAUGUUUUCAAGUUAUAUCAAAAAGAUUAACUUGAAUGCAACGACUAUUUUGCAAGGUUGACUCCUUAAAUAACAUAUAUAAAUAUUUACAUACAAUAACAAUAUACAUACUGCGUUCAUUAUCCUCGUUAAUUAUUAUUGGUGAUGGCAAUAAAUCUUUCUAAGAAACAAAA